This is a messenger RNA of Melanotaenia boesemani (Boeseman's rainbowfish), 2782 nucleotides long. RefSeq names its product solute carrier family 44 member 4 (gene slc44a4). Gene Ontology annotation, biological process: choline transport; thiamine pyrophosphate transmembrane transport. Gene Ontology annotation, molecular function: thiamine pyrophosphate transmembrane transporter activity. Lineage: Eukaryota; Metazoa; Chordata; Actinopteri; Atheriniformes; Melanotaeniidae. The transcript has 22 exons. The record is from RefSeq and is a predicted model, not a curated record. The coding region runs from base 150 to 2312 and encodes 720 amino acids. Gene Ontology annotation, cellular component: plasma membrane.
GUGCCAGGAAGGAAAAGAUUUCCUCACUUAGUUACCAUGUAUCAGCAUACGCGGUAGGGUUCGUUAUAAAUCGAUUGUAGAUACUUGUUUGUAAAGUUUUACACUCACUUUUUUACCAGUAAGGGUUGUUUGAGGAAUAGCGGAGGAAUAUGGGUAAAAAACAAGAGGAGGAGAGUUCGGACUCCCAGUAUGGAGACCCUGCUCAGUUUGAUCCAAACUUCAAUGGACCCAUAAAGAAAAGAGGGUGCACCGAUAUAAUCUGCUGUGUUCUUUUUUUGGCUGUCGUCCUCGGCUACAUAGGGGUAGGAAUUUUAGCUUGGGUCUAUGGAGAUCCUAGACAUGUUAUUUAUCCAAGAAAUUCAACUGGGUGGUUCUGCGGCAUCGGACCAAACAAAGGCCGACCAAACUUGUUCUACUAUGAUAUUCUCAAAUGUGCCACAUCUGUUAAUGUUAUGGCGACUGCUCUGAAUGGUUUACAGUGUCCAACCACUCAGGUGUGUGUGGAUGUGUGUCCCACUGGGUUCUGGGCUGUGAGAAUAAAUGAUUAUAUCUCUGGCGUGCCAAAAAAUGUUUUCGAUCCAAAACUGUGUGUGCCAUCUUUAAACCUGACAAAUCCUGGAAUGACUGUGAAAGAAAUUGUGGAGAAGGAGCUGUGCCCUUUCUUCUACACUCCCACAAUUUCUGUGCUGGGAAGAUGUUUGCCUAAUAUUUCAGCUCUGCCGGACAUCCCGAGUUAUUUUUCCAGUAUUCCAGGUUUACCCUCCACAGUUAACGACAUGGUCAACCAACUCAAGAAUGGCACUGGGGACAUUUUUAAUGGCUUUAAUGCCAAAGAUGUCGGGAUCCGAAUCUUUGAAGACUUUGCAACAUCAUGGCCGUGGAUCCUUGUCGGCCUGCUGAUAAGCAUGCUGGUCAGUAUGCUGUUCCUGCUGCUGUUAAGGUUCACUGCUCCAGUCAUGGUGUGGGUGCUCAUCGUAGGAGUCCUGGGGGCUGGCGCAUAUGGGAUAUGGCACUGCUACUGGGAGUACAAUAACUACAAACAAAAUUCUGCUAGCAUCUCUGAUGUCGGUUUCACCACAAAUGUGAAAGUUUACCUGCAAGUCCAAGAAACCUGGCUGGCUUUCUUGAUCAUGGUAUCUGUGGCAGAGGCAAUCAUUCUUCUGACCAUCAUCUUCCUCCGGACCAGAAUCCUCAUAGCCAUCGCUCUGAUUCAAGAGUCCAGCAAAGCAAUUGGUCACAUGAUGUUCACUCUUCUGUAUCCUCUGAUCACCUUCGCCCUCCUGCUGGUGUGCGUCGCCUACUGGGCUGCCACUGCUUUAUAUUUGGCCACUUCAGGUGGGCCGGUCUACAAAGUAGUGGCGCUAAACUCCACAGGAAGUGCAUGCAAGAGCAUUAACGGCUCUGACAGCUGUGACCCUCAGACCUUCACCCCGUCCAAUUAUUCAUCCUGCCCCUCAGCCAGCUGCAUCUUCAUCAAAUACAACGAUGAGGGUCUCUUCCAAAAAAACCUCUUCAACCUGCAGAUCUACAACGCAAUUGCUUUUCUCUGGUGUGUCAACUUUGUCAUUGCCCUGGGACAGUGUACACUGGCGGGGGCCUUCGCCUCCUACUACUGGGCCUUCAACAAACCAGCUGACAUCCCCAUGUUUCCAUUGUGUGGCAGCUUUAUACGUUCACUCAGGUAUCAUGUGGGCUCAUUAGCAUUUGGUGCUUUGAUCCUGACCCUGGUUCAGAUAGCGAGGAUUAUCCUGGAGUACAUUGACCACAAAACAAGAGCGGCGCAGAAUCCAGUUGCACGUUUCAUACUGUGUUGCAUGAAGUGUUGCCUCUGGUGUUUGGAGAAGUUCAUCAAGUUCCUCAACAGGAAUGCUUACAUCAUGAUUGCUAUUUACGGAAAGAACUUCUGUGUUUCAGCCAAAAAUGCUUUCAAGUUGCUCAUGAGAAAUAUAAUAAGGGUUGUGGUGCUCGAUAAAGUGACCGACGUGCUGCUUUUCUUUGGGAAGCUCCUGGUGGUUGGAGGAGUGGGUGUUUUGUCCUUCUUUUUCUUCUCUGGACGAAUUCAGCUCCCAGGCAAUACGUUCCGCUCUGAAAGCCUCAACUACUAUUGGAUGCCAAUUAUUACGGUGGUGUUUGGUAGCUACCUCAUAACUCAUGGAUUCUUCAGCGUAUACAACAUGUGUGUCGACACACUCUUCCUCUGUUUCUUGGAGGACUUGGAGCGCAACGAUGGAUCGCUGCACAAGCCGUACUUCAUGUCUGCAAACCUCAUGAAGAUCCUCAACAAAUCCAACAAGGCUCCGAAGAAAGGGUAAAAGGAAAUGAAGUUCAUGAAAGCUCCACACUGUCGACGUUAAGUGUCUUUAUUUUAGCUUUGUCUUUUAACUAGCACUCCAUCUUUUUUAUUGUCCGUUUACUGAUUUGCUAAUAUUGCACUUUUAAUUUUUUUUAUCAUUUAUUUAAGUACUAAGAACUGUAUACAUGAAAGGAGUGAACUAUUGCAGGUAUAGUGGUGUUUUAUAUUUGACCUACAUUUAUGAAGGUAAAGAUUUUGUUUCUAAGAUUUUUCAUAUAUUUAGAGGUGUAAAUAUUUCUGAUUCAGAUAGAUUACGUUUUUCCAGUUCAGCAACUUAAAACAGUAACAUUUAGGUUUUUUCUGAUUUCCUCCAUGAAAAAAAUGCAACAUAUUUUUAAAUAUUUGUACAAAUGUUAUUUCAUAAAACAAAUAUUCAGUGUAUAUUGAUUGUAUCAAAUUGUGAAUAAAAUUCUAAAUAUGGCUUAUCAA